AAUAAAUUAUUAAUCUCUUCACAUGAAUUGCUUAAAGGCUACAUAAAUAAAUGAUUGGGGCAUUAAAUGCUUUGUUUAUGGAAGGCUUAUUUUUUACUGUCUUGCUCUUUUAGGUUUUACACGCGUUGGAAAGACUGGGAGUCGUGGUAUUCUCAGAGCUUUGGUUUACAUUUCUCCUUGAGAGAAGAACAGUGGCAAGAAGACUGGGCAUUUAUACUCUCUCUUGCUAGUCAGCCUGGAGCAAGUUUGGAGCAGACACACAUUUUUGUACUUGCACAUAUUCUUAGACGACCAAUUAUAGUUUAUGGAGUAAAAUACUAUAAAAGUUUCCGGGGAGAAACUUUAGGAUAUACUCGGUUUCAAGGUGUUUAUUUGCCUUUGCUGUGGGAACAGAGUUUUUGUUGGAAAAGUCCGAUUGCUCUGGGCUAUACAAGGGGCCACUUCUCUGCUUUGGUUGCCAUGGAGAAUGAUGGCUAUGGCAGCCGAGGUGCUGGUGCUAACCUGAACACCGAUGACGAUGUCACCAUCACGUUUCUGCCUCUGGUUGACAGCGAGAGGAAGCUGCUCCACGUGCAUUUUCUUUCUGCUCAGGAGCUAGGUAAUGAGGAACAGCAAGAAAAACUGCUCAGGGAGUGGCUGGAUUGCUGCGUGACUGAGGGUGGAGUACUGGUUGCCAUGCAGAAAAGCUCUCGGCGGCGAAACCACCCCCUGGUCACGCAGAUGGUAGAAAAAUGGCUUGACCGCUACCGACAGAUCCGGCCUUGUACAUCCCUGUCCGACGGAGAGGAAGACGAAGAUGAUGAUGAUGAAUGAAAAAAAAAUCAAAGAGCAGGCGGGCAAGGUAUCGGCUCUGUGGUGACCCCAAAGUUAGCAUGGUGCUCCAAGCAGAGUGUAGGGCAGGAACGAACCACAUCUGGCGGGAUCUGCUCGGGGUCACCCGGCCCACAUCAGCAGGAUGCAUCUGCUUGCGUGAGGACACAGAGGGCUUUGUGUGGACUAGUCUGUAAAAACCUAAUUUUAUUAAGACAGAACCUUUUUCCUUUCAAAUUGUAAAUCUGUCUGUAAAUGUAACGCAUGUGGUUGUGUUAAGUUGUGUAAUAGGAAAAGUGUACCAGCAUCUUCAUAUUACUGAGUUUUUCCAGCAUGGCAUCGCCAAAAGCAAAUGGCAGAUGGUUUUGUUCCUUUGAGAUGUUGAAGUAGAACCUAGCAUUCUACUUGCAACGCAAAAGACCCAUCUUACAUCAAGUUUCACUAGAGCUUGUUAGAAAUUUGGAAACGUUUUGUACAAAUUAUCGAUAGCAAAACAUAAAAAUAAAAACAAGCUUUUAUUUUAUUAAUACUUCAGUUCUGUUGUGCCCAAUAAAAUCAAAUCUUUAAGGAACAAACUGCAAGGAAAGAAAGAAUUUUUUAUUGACUGCACUUCAUAUAGACAGCAUUCCCUUGUUGUGGAAAGAGCUUUGGUUUCUAUGGUUUUGUCUUAAGUUUCUGAUUUAGGUAUUUAUUUGUUUGGAAGAGAAUCCUUAAAUUAAAAUGAGGGUUCUUCUAUUAGACUCUGGGCAGCAAUCUCUUGAGGGGUGUUAUUCCCUGGAUGUACAUUAGGGAAGUGCUUGGGGAGCAGGCCCCUCGUAACUGUAACUGAUCAUGUGAAAUUGCUCCCUUGACACAGUUGACAAAGUGAUGUAUUCCCAGACUGCUACGCAGGGGUCCCUGGGUUCUUACUGUCCGUUAUCAGCUCUGCUUUAAGCAAAUCAUGUUAGAAAGACAUGCCUUCGCUCAGGCUAACUGGCAGUCAGUGCAGUACAGAAUAAAGAUUUUAAAAUGCAGUAAGGUGGUAAAUGCAUUGUAUAAUGAAUUUCUCAGUGAGUAGUCUGAGAAGUUUUGCAUGUUGGUUAAUUGUGGCCAUUCUUUAUUUAAAGUUAGAACUAUACUCAUAGGUAGAAAAACUUUCAUGAAGUAUAAUUUGACCACUUCAGGUACAUAUUUAAUAUUGGAUAAAAAUUUCAGCUAUCUCAGGAACACAGACCUAGUAUCCUGAUAAGCACUUUGUAGACACUGUUGAUGUGGCAAGGAAUUUGGAAAAAGACACACGCACACAUACAGCCCUUUCCCGUCCUUUGAUGAAAAUGCUGUGAAAACCGUUAAAUAUUUGCUUCUUGUUUUCUUCUAAGUUUGGUUUAGAUGGUAUUGAAAUGUGUGUAACCUCUAAGUUGAUGCCAGAAUACUGAAGAGAGAAAACUUCCCAAGAGGUGUCUUUGGUUCCCCUCUCUGAAUACUCACUGACAGGUGUUCCCAGGGUGAAAGGGUCACUUUGCUGCUUGCUAAAACUUGAAACAAAAAUAUUUGCAACUUGAUUCCAUAUAAAUGAAUUUUGACAUGAUGGUGAAUAUUCCUGUUCCAAGUGGUCAAUGUUUUCUUAAAUAGUCCCCCUGGUUUGCUUUGUGACCGCUAAUUAGAAGGCUGCCAUUCCGCUGAGCAUAGCCUCUCUACACAUUUUUCUCCAUCCAUACAUAGGAAUACUUCUUUAGUGGGCAGAGAUCCUGUUCUAGUAAAGCAAAAGCUAUGCUCCCAAUUGAAGAAGCCAAAGAGGAAGUUUGGGAAAAGCAUCUAGUCGCUGUGGUCUCCAUUGCAGUCAGUCCCGUCUGUCUGGAAAGUGACAGGCCCAGCAUUUCACCUCUGCGUGUUGUGUCUGCUGAGUAUCGCUUCCUCUUAGGUGCCUCUUUAUUUAUUUAUUUAUGAUCAGCGACCCUGAGCACAUCUAGUUUAACAGGUACAGCGUUCUUCCCUAUGGGAAAGAAUUAUAGAUGAUUACAUUUCCUAGGCUGCAGACAGGGAUGGGGCUUUAAGUGGUUUUCACAGCAGACUGGCUGGUAAAAGCCAAAAUUUUGGGUGAAUCAGCUAUGUUAAGCUCUUGAACUAUUAACAGCCAUAACUGUUGGAGUACACAGCCCUUUCUCAAAGAAUGUGUCUUUUGGUUGACACUGGACAGUAAUACUGUGACUGUAAGAAGUCUUUAUUCUUUUUCUAGGGAAAAACACGGUGUUGUUGAGUUUUCUGUUAAAUGAAACAAAACCCAGGUGUACCAAGGAUUUGGACCUGCCAUGUUUUUGCCUCAGGCGCUCACUGCCCCAGGCACUUAGUCUGUGUCGAGGGAACACUGCUGUUCCUGGGCAGUUGGGGGCCUCAUUUUCAUUGCAGAUGUCACUCAUUGGUGGCCGACUUGACCAGUAGCUAUGAAGCUGAUGUUUAACUACCCUUCUCUUCCCCGGAGUGAUUGAUCGGUCAGUGACCAUGUGGCUCCAUCUCUACCCACAUGAGGUCAUUCCAAUAUAAUAUAAUUUUUCACAGAGUUGGUGGGAUGGGACCACCCCUUAAAAUGGGUGAGGGGGUUGACUUUGAGAUGCCCUGACCUUACUGUCUUUUAAGGGUAAAGAAGGGGGUCAAAGGGAGUUUGGGACCUGCAAUUGGACUCAGCUGACACUUGAAGAUACCAAGAGUAUAGAGGGGUCUAAUGCUAUUUAAAAAGAUCCAUUAAAUAUCAGUUUAAAGUUCUGGGCAUACAGAAAUGGCUGUUUUACAUUUUUUUGUAAAUAUUUUAAAAGAGAUUCACUUCCCUUGCACUAAUGCUUAAAGCCAGGUAAUUUUGCUUUUGGGUACAUUAAAAUCAAAACUCUGAAACUUGA
Manis javanica (Malayan pangolin) is the source of this 3680-nucleotide messenger RNA. NCBI's taxonomy places the organism in Eukaryota, Metazoa, Chordata, Mammalia, Pholidota, Manidae. The record is from RefSeq and is a predicted model, not a curated record.